Messenger RNA from Dovyalis caffra, 399 nucleotides. The record is from the annotation of a GenBank genome assembly. Lineage: Eukaryota; Viridiplantae; Streptophyta; Magnoliopsida; Malpighiales; Salicaceae.
AUGAGCAGAAGCUUGGGGAUUCCGGUGAAGCUACUACACGAGGCUUCAGGCCACAUCGUGACGGUGGAGCUGAAGAGCGGAGAGCUUUAUAGAGGAAGCAUGGUAGAGUGUGAGGAUAACUGGAAUUGCCAGCUCGAGAGCAUCACUUACACCGCUAAGGAUGGGAAGGUCUCACAGCUUGAGCAUGUCUUCAUUCGUGGCAGUAAAGUCAGAUUCAUGGUCAUACCUGAUAUGCUAAAGAAUGCUCCCAUGUUCAAGCGCUUGGAUGCCAGAAUUAAGGGUAAGAGCGCUUCACUCGGAGUUGGCAGAGGUAGAUCUGUUGCAAUGCGGUCUAAAGCUCAAGCUGCUGGACGUGGAGCAGCCCCUGGCAGGGGCGUUGCACCACCUGUUAGGAGGUAA